Molecule: messenger RNA, 1002 nt
Organism: Rotaria socialis
Lineage: Eukaryota; Metazoa; Rotifera; Eurotatoria; Philodinida; Philodinidae
Source: the annotation of a GenBank genome assembly
AUGAAGUCAAGAAAAGCUCCGGGCAACGAUGAGAUUACUGCUGAUCUUCUUAAAGCUGGUGGUGAACCAGUUAUCAAGUGGUUACAUGAAAUUUUCAGUGAUGUAUGGAAACACGAGGAAAUGGUAGAGGAAUGGAAUUUAGCAAUUUUGAUUAAAUUAUUUAAAAAAGGUGACAAACAACUGUGUGACAAUUACAGAGGUAUUUCACUUCUCAGUGUGACUAGUAAACUCUUAUCUCGUAUUAUAUUGAAUCGUAUUCAACUCCUGGUCGAUCGUCAAUUAUUGGAAGCACAGUCUGGAUUCAGAUCUAAUAGAUCUACAAUUAAUCAAAUUUUCACAUUAAAAUUAUGUAUGGACAAACGUAGAGAAUUUAACAAGCCCUUAUUCAUGUGCUUUAUUGAUAUUUCAAAAGCCUACGAUUCUGUUAAUCGUGAACUAUUAUGGAAAGUAUGCAGAAAAUAUGGAAUAUCGGAAAAGCUAGUUAAUCUUCUAAAAAGGCUUUAUACAAAUUCAAAAGCAAAGGUGAAAAUAAAUGGUGAAUUCUCCGAUAGUUUCGAAAUUUAUAAUGGUGUAAUGCAAGAAGGCAUUCCCUCUCCAAUUUUAUUCAAUAUUUUAUUUUAUUUUAUCAUCAGGAAGGUUAUCGAAGAAGCAGAUGUGAUAGGUGUACAAUUUUCUUAUGGAAGAAAUGACUCUUUUCACGGUGUCAAUUUAGGUGACCGUAUAUCAAAUGAUAAAAUUUUAGAAAUCACUGGACAGCCACCAAUUGAAACAAUUCUACGUCGAAACAGAUUAAGGUGGGCUGUGAAUCGAAGAAAUGAUGACUUGGCUGCAUCUCACGGAUUGAUCAAAAGAAAAGUAACAGAAAUUCUAGUUAAAAGUACAAAUAAUCAUUAUGCUUGUCCUGGUUGUGGAAUUCAACUUAAACCUCAAGGAAUUACGAAUCAUGUAAAGUCGUGUGUUAAUGCUCAAGUUUGGUGCAAGAACAAUAAAAUUAAAUUUUAA